Messenger RNA from Thecamonas trahens ATCC 50062, 546 nucleotides. RefSeq names its product UDP-N-acetyl glucosamine transferase subunit alg13. The transcript has a single exon. Gene Ontology annotation, molecular function: hexosyltransferase activity. The record is from RefSeq and is a predicted model, not a curated record. The coding region runs from base 1 to 546 and encodes 181 amino acids. Gene Ontology annotation, biological process: dolichol-linked oligosaccharide biosynthetic process. NCBI's taxonomy places the organism in Eukaryota, Apusomonadida, Apusomonadidae.
AUGAGCAGAAGCAGAAGCAGAAGCAAGGGGCAUGUGUUUGUGACGGUGGGGACGACCAAGUUUGACGCGCUCAUUGCGGCGGUCAACUCGGCGGCAGUGGCCGAGGCAGCGGCUGCGGCAGGUGCUAGCGGCGUGGUGGUCCAGGUCGGCGGGUACGGGGAGGCGAUGGACGAGCUUGCGGCACGAUGUGAUGGGUUGGGGAUUGGCUGCGAGGUGUACAACUACAAGCCGAGCCUGCAGGAGGACAUGGCUGGCGCGGGAUGGGUGAUCGGGCAUGCGGGAGCAGGGACGGUGACCGAAGUCCUGCGGAUGGGCAAGCCGAUGGUCGCUGUGGCCAACGGCUCGCUGAUGAAUAACCACCAGGAAGAGCUUGCAGCGGCGAUGGCGGGAGCAGGGUAUGUGAUCCGUGCCGAACCGGAGCCGCAGUCGCUGGCGGCGGCGCUGGCGGCGCUAUCGGAUGGAUCAGCCGAGCUGCAGCCGUUUCCGCCGCCGGCGUCCGAGGCGUUUGUGGCGGUCCUCGACGCGGAAAUGGGGUUUGUGCCGUGA